AUGCUCUACUGCAGCGACAAGGAGACGGGGCUUCGUGUGACGUGGAAGCACCAAAUGCGUGUGGUGCGCAUUAUUGCGAAGGCCAGUGUUGUGGACGUCAACUACGAGGCGCCCAACUUUGACAGGCGUGACCUCUUCUGCUUCAAGGUGGAGGGGAGCUUCCGCCACCCCGACUUCUCUGUGCUCUCGCUGGUGGAGCAGCCUGUGGAUAGGCGCGCCGUGUUUUGCUCUCUUCCACCGAGUUCCACGCCUACUGAGGAGGAGGACGCGGGUGACGGGGAAAUGCUCGCGUGGUACAUUCGCACGGACAACGAGACCGAUUUCAUGAAAAUCUACACCACGAUUCGUGACGUGCUGAUUCGUGACGGGAUGCGGCCCCCGCAGUUCUGGGGCCUGCCGAAGAUGGACCCGCGCAUUGACGCUCCGCUUGCAGAGCCGCCGCUGUACUUGUGGUUCCGCCUCCGUGCCGUGAAGCACACCGUGUUUUACGCCUGCGUGCAUGGCCACCUGGUGAUGAAGGGGGCGGACCUGUCGGCCCCGUUGAGCUCCGUGACGCUCUGCGAGGAGUCGCUCUACCUGACGCUCUUCGACAACUCCGUGAUGGUCAUCCGCGAUGACAGGCACGUCGUGGCCGGCAUUCCCACCGUCGACAUCAAGUCUCUGCACUACUCCACGAUGGAGGUGGACGCCUCCGUGAAUGACCCGAAGAAUGAGGAGUGCCGCUGCUUCCUCUCGUUCCUCUCAGGCGAUGAGAAGUACCCCGACAUUUUGUUUGUGCCGACGCUCGAGCUCUUUGCCGAUGCGAACGCGGAGAACGUCCCCGCCGCGCAGGUGAACCGCGUGCAGACGGCCCUCACCAAGCUGGCAUCUGUGACGCAGCAGACUCGCGAGGCGGCUGACAAGCCGGACGUCCCGCCGACGGAGGUGAGGCAGGCCUCGGAGGUGACGGCCGGCCACGAGGAAGAGGUGGAGUCGGCCAAGCAUGGACUGCUGGACGUCUACGCAAGAGCCCAAAACGCGCGGUCGCCGCUCCGGCUGCCGGACCCGUGUAUGCUGCAGGGCGGCAACGUUACGGGCAAGCAUCUUCUUGGCUCUCUGCCGGCGCCCCACCACCUCCGGAAACUCGCGUCGCAGGUCGGUGUCACGACGAAGAAGGCCCUCACCGACUACCCGCUGCGCUACGAGUACUUCUCCUCUGGUGCCACUGUGGCGGACCCGACGCUCCGGAAGGGUGACCACAACCCUUUGGAAGAGCACUUCUUCCUCAUCCGCACGUACUGA
Molecule: messenger RNA, 1281 nt
Organism: Trypanosoma rangeli
Lineage: Eukaryota; Euglenozoa; Kinetoplastea; Trypanosomatida; Trypanosomatidae
Exons: 1
Coding region: 1-1281 (426 amino acids)
Source: RefSeq, a predicted model, not a curated record